UAGCAAUAAUGACAAUAAAAAAACUCAAAAAGUUUCCUGUUUUUGAUUUAUCUCAUUCUGCUUUUGUUCGCUUUAGUAUAAAAAGUCCUGGCCCAAGUAAUUGACUCCCAUUUGAUAACUUUUGGUCAUUGGCAAUGAGUGAAUGGAGAAGGGGAGCAGUAGGGCUGAACAGUGAGGGUCAUGCAGAGAUGUGGAUCCAGCGAUUCUUGUCCUCACUCAGCGUGUCCCUUGACUCAACCAAUGGCAAGGCCUGUGCUCUGUGUCAUGCCGCAGAGACAGGACAUAUUGAUGUAUUGAAACUGUUACUGAAGAAAGGAGUUGAUGUCAAUAGCUCUCCAUUCAAAGAGAAAAAUCCAAGAAGAAAUCGUAAUGUAAAUGCACCAUGGGAAGGAUCAUUUGAUUAUCCACCAUUUUCGACUGAUGAAGGUAGAAGAAAUAAUGCCCUCCAUUGUGCAGUCCAGAGCAAUCAGCUGGAGGCAGUGACAAUUUUAUUAAGAAAUGGUGCAAACAUAGAGACCCCAGGAUCUAAUGGUGGAACAGCUCUACACACAGCUUCUCAGCAUAGUGAUAUCUCCAUUGUGAUCCAACUACUGGAGUCUGGUUGUGACAUUAAUGCUAGGGAUAAAGUCAACAGGACACCUCUGUGGGUUGCUGUGCAACAGUCAAAUGUUGACACAGUGAAAGUGUUAAUUGCAUCAGGUGCAGCCUUGGAUAUUGCUGAUGAAGAUGGGAAGACUCCUCUGCAUGUUGCAGCCAGUGUCAACCAAGAUGGAGCAGAUGUGGCAAAACUCCUCAUACAAGCUGGGGCAUCAUUGAACAUGAUGGACAAAGAAGGUCUGACUCCCCUACUAACGGCUUUAAGUCAUCAACAAACCGCUAUAGCAAAUAUGAUCAUCAAUGCAGAAUAUAGCACUGAGCCUGAGCAUCAACCAACAUCAAGAUCUACCACUCUCAUAUCAGCUGCUGAACAUGGACUUAAAGAUGUUGUACAAUGUUUAAUCAAUAAAGGAUGUGACUUAAAUGCAUGUGAUCAUUCAGGAAAUACUGCUCUCCAUAAAGCUGUGCAGAUGGGCUAUCAAGAUGUUGCUGAAGUACUUCUCACAAAUGGGGCAGAUGUGAAUGUGAAGAACAAUGACCAGAAUGCACCCCUUCACUAUGUAGAUGCUCAUUUGCCCAUCUCAUUUGUACAACUGCUUAUCAAACACAAUGCAGAUAUUGAUAUUCAGAAUGAGCAUGGAAUGACCCCCUUGUAUCUGCAUGUUUGGAAACAAAGAAUUAAAGUUGAGCAACACCGUCCACAACUGUUGAAUACAUUCCUGUACCUUUUACAGCAAGGUGCCGAUCCAAACAUUUGCGAUAAUUUCCAUACAUCUCCAUUACAUAAGGCAAUAAGCACUGAUUUUUACUCCUGUGCUAUCACCUUAAUGCAGCAUGGAUGUCAGCUGGAUCAUAAAGCAAGUACUUAUUUAUUAAAAAGAUUUACAGAGGAAAAAAGACUUUCAAAAAUCACCAAAGAUCUCUUAACCACAAUGGAGUGUGUAUUUUGUACAGGGACCCAUCUUCCAAAUAUUCUUCCCCAAAUACAAAAUUUAUCACCAGCCAUCCGUGAAUUCUUUACAGCAUAUGAGAUGAAUCCCCUGACUUUGAAACAAUUAGCUCGGAUUCGCAUUAGACAAACACUCAGCUGGGGGAGGAUGCAAGGAAUAGAUGAUCUGCCAGUACCCAACACAAUAAAAGACUAUUUAUGGAUGAAGGAGUUUUUUAACAUGCUUGAUACAAGUUAAACAAUAUGAUUAUUCUCAUUGGUUCAAAAGCUCAAAAGUGCUUGUCAACUGAACAUUGCCACAUUACUUCUUUAGCCUGGCAAGAUAGCCAGAUAGACUUACUUUUAUUUUAACUCUAAAUUGUCCAAGGAACAGUUAAUGCAUAAGUUUGAAACAAUAUAAACAAUGAUCAAUACUGCACUUUGAAGAGCAAAAUAGGCACCAUUUAAUUUAUCCAGCAUGCCGAGAACCUGAUCAGAUCUUGCAUCAGCAUCUGUAAAAAUUUCAAGUUG
This is a messenger RNA of Owenia fusiformis, 2056 nucleotides long. The record is from the annotation of a GenBank genome assembly. NCBI's taxonomy places the organism in Eukaryota, Metazoa, Annelida, Polychaeta, Sabellida, Oweniidae.